AUGGCGGCGCCGGAGGGCGGCUCUGCCGCGAUGCCCGCGGCUUGUCCCGCUCCGCCCGGUCCCUCGGCUCCCGGCUCCUGGAGCCGCUCCUUGGACCGAGCCCUGGAAGAAGCGGCGAUCAGCGGGACCCUCAGUUUGAGCGGCAGGAAGCUCCGGGACUAUCCGCGGGCCAGCGCCGCCAACCACGAUCUCAGCGACACCACCCAGGCUGACUUGUCCCGGAACAGGCUGGCGGAGCUGCCAGCAGAGGCCUGCCACUUUGUGUCCCUGGAGACUCUGAAUCUCUACCAGAACUGCAUUCGCUACAUCCCAGAGGCUGUUCUGAACUUACAGUCUCUAACAUUUCUAAAUAUCAGUCGAAACCAGCUUUCAACAUUGCCUGUACACCUCUGUAGUCUACCACUAAAAGUUUUGAUAGCAAGUAAUAAUAAGCUGGUUUCAAUACCUGAAGAAAUUGGACGGCUCAGACAGCUGACAGAGCUUGAUGUGAGCUGUAAUGAAAUCCAGACAAUACCUCCACAGAUUGGCAGUUUGGAGUCCUUGCGAGACCUAAAUGUCAGAAGAAAUAAUUUGGUGCGUUUACCUGAAGAGCUUGCUGAGUUGCCUUUGAUUCGAUUAGAUUUCUCCUGCAAUAAAAUAACAACAAUACCAGUUUGUUAUAGGAACCUCAGACAUCUUCAGUCCAUCAUGCUAGAAAACAACCCUCUCCAGUCCCCCCCUGCACAGAUAUGUAUAAAAGGAAAAAUUCAUAUAUUUAAAUACCUGAACAUAGAAGCAUGCAAGAUAGCUCCAGACUUGCCUGAUUAUGAUAGGAGACCCAUGGGAUUUGGAUCAUGCCAUGAGGAGCUCUAUUCCAGUCGUCCGUAUGGAGCACUCGAUUCUGGCUUCAAUAGUGUGGACAGCGGAGACAAAAGAUGGUCAGGGAAUGAACCAACAGAUGAGUUCUCAGAUCUCCCAUUACGUGUGGCAGAGUUCACCAAAGAGCAGAGACUGAGAAGAGAAAGUCAGUACCAAGAAAACAGAGGGAGUGCAGUUGUAAUUAAUGGUGGAGUGGAACACGAUCUCGAUCAGAUUGACUACAUUGACAGCUGUGCCACGGAGGAGGAGGAGGAGGAGGUGAGGCAGCCCAGGUGCCAGGACACAGACAGCCUCAGCUCCCAGUUCAUGGCCUACAUCGACCAGCGGCGCAUCUCCAACGAGAGCUCACCAGUAAAGCCUGGAUCCAUAAGAGACUUUCAGAGAACAGAGGAUUCAAGAAGACAUUUGCAUCAAAACAGGGAUACAGAUGAAUUACGAAGACCUGAAACUCUAAAUUUGAUGCAAGACAGAGAGCAUCAAAUACUAAGGAGUUAUGUGGACAGGACAGAGAGACCCCUGCCUGAUUCACCUUAUUUUCUCUCGCUAUCAAGUCACCACACCCAGGUGCCCGGCGCGGACUCGGAGCUGCAGCGCCGGCACAUCGAGCGCACGCGGCGCGAGGCACAGCUGGCAGCCCUGCAGUACGAGGAGAGGGUGAGAACCAAGCAGAUCCAGAGAGAAGCUGUCCUUGACUUUGUUAAGCAUAAAGCCUCCUUAAGUCCUCAGAAACAAAGUCCAAUGGAUAGUGAGUGUCCCUUUCCAUCCAGAAGGUCUCAGCAUACUGAUGAUAGUGCCUUGUUAGUGAAUGGCUUUGAGCCUCUCUUUGUGUUUGAGAUUGACAAUAACACCAAUACCAUUAAAAGGAGGCCAGGCACUCGCAAACAGUCACUCUCAGGGUUGAACCAAGAAAGCUGUGCUACUACCCUGCCUAGUGCCUCUACCUUCAGUCCUGUCAAGAGUGAUGACAGAUCUACCAUCUCCCCUGGCUCACCUACUGCUCAGACAGUCCACCUUUCCCCUCCAUAUCCUGGCCAUGCAGCCCCGCCUUCCUAUAGAAACCCUUCCCAGCGACCCGAGAGUUUCCUUUUCCGAACAGCUGUCAGGGAUGGAGCCAAGAAAGCUGUUGCUUCAUCCUCUACCUGUGCCUUGUCUCCUGCUAAUGAUUCUGCAGACCCUCGAGUGAGACAGAACUCCAAGCAGCGGGAGGAGGAGCUGGAGCUGAUAGAGCAGCUACGCAAGAACAUCGAGGCGCGGCUGAAGGUGUCCCUGCCCAGCGACCUCGGCGCGGCUCUCACCGACGGCGUCGUCCUGUGCCACCUGGCCAACCACGUGCGGCCCCGCUCUGUCCCCAGCAUCCACGUGCCCUCGCCUGCAGUUCCUAAACUUACAAUGGCAAAAUGCAGACGAAAUGUGGAGAAUUUCUUGGAAGCUUGCAGAAGGAUUGGAGUGCCUCAGGAGCAAUUAUGUUUGCCUCUGCAUAUUUUAGAAGAGAAGGGUUUGACACAGGUAGCUGUGACUGUGCAGGCGCUCCUGGAGCUGGCACCCCCAAAGCAGCAGCCCCUGCACCACUUGUCUGCUGUGUAAGGACCUCCGGGACCUUUUGGGUUACCUUGGCUAAGCAGAAGGACCUGAAGACUUUACUGCCCAUGCAGUGCAUCCAAACACACAGAGCUCUGUUCUAAGGAAAUGAGUUUCCAUGAUUCCUGACAGGAAUGUUUUACUUCAUUUCUCCAUUUUUUUUGGAGAUCACAACAGUUUCCAGGAACAUUUUUAUUGCCCCUUAUUUAAAAAAUGAGAGUACAUUGGGAGGAGGGCAGGGAAUCCUAGUGGCUGGCUGUUGGAGCCAGCUGUAGAAACGGACCUUGCAGGAUGAAGAAAUGGGUUUAGAGUCUGGAAAGCAAUUCCCGGGGGAAUUUGUAAAAAGGAAAAAAAAAAAAAGGGUGUUGCUGCAGUGGGCACACAGGGAAUUAAAUUAUUUCGUUAUCCGCAGGGUGCAAAGAAAUUGAGUUUCUUUGCCUCCAAAGAAUGGCUAUUUCUAUUAUAAUAUUUUUUUAAUUGCAUCACACAAUCUUAACCUGCAGUGUUUGAUAACAGGGUCGAACUUCACACAGCUGUCACUUGGCUUGGUAGGUCCUCAUCACUAAAAGUUGAAGAAAAAAAACACUUUAUUUUUCCCCAGUGGAAAAAUUACUGCAUGUUUUCUCUGCCAGAAACACCUUAGUAAAAGAUACUAAGUCAGAUCUGUUCAAAUGGGAUUAAUCCCAUCAGCAUUCUUGCUGGGUUCACUUUCUGUUUGGGUUUUAACAUGUCUUUAUCUGAACUCUUUUCCAACAGCAGUGGAGGGAGGUUCCCCUGUCCUCACAUCCCCUUCUGGUGGUUUUGUGGGAUCACCAGAAUCCCGUGCAUUUCCCUGCAGUGGGAACAGUGCCAGCCUGCCCUGCUGGUCAUUACAAGUCUCUCAGCUAACACAAUUACGAGGGGCUGAAGCAUCCCCUGCAGGCACAGCAUGGAUCGUGUUAAGAGCACAGUUCUCAAGUUCCCCAGGUGGGCUGGCUGUUGGCAGAGCAGCUCUGUGCUAAGGCAGCUCUGAAGGGUUAGACAAGGCUUUCAAUAAAGCUUUUUAUUAGUUGGGGUUUAUGUAGAGAGAGGUGCUGGUUUUACAGAACUGCUGUUACUUGAUUCCUCUUUCCGUAGUUCACAGUACAGAAGUGGGAGAGGCAGCUGACAAAUUUUGCAUUUUCCUGGAAAGCUGAUGUGCAAAAUAAAGACAGGUCUCUGUGCUCUGGUCCUAGUGACAAGGCCAAGCUCACUACCAGACCAAUUAACAAUUCUUUUCCCCCUUGCCCCCCCAAAAGGCCUCACAGAAUCAGUUUCCACCCAUGUGGUUCCUUUGUCCCUGAACAUUAUGCUACUAAUACAUGGUACAUGGUCUGAAAGCAACUCCAGGCAUCAGCCAUAUUCUGUCUGGGAUAUAUUUGAAGCAGAAUACACUGAGAGGAUUUUAUGCAGAUAAAGGAAGAAGAAAUGGAAACAAAAUAGCUAAAAGUCAUUUUUGUAGAAGUAAAACCUGCUGUGAGAGUGCCAAGGACUGGUCUUAGCUGCAUUUUCCCUUUUGUGUUGCAGUUUUGUUUCCAUUUUGUUUUGCUUCAUGUAUUUCUUUCAAGGGCUGUUGUGGUGAUUGCUGAAUCCCCUAUUUCUCAUAAUUAUUCCAGUUGCUUCUUACUGGCAUUGGUUGGUCACAUUUCAAGUGAAGAACACCUGGGAGGUGUUUAAGAGUGCCCAGCUGCAAAGAGAAACCUCCUCAUGCUGGGCAAAUGCAGCACCCUGUGCCCUGCAGGGAAUGGAGGUGCCAGGAACUCACAGUCCCCACAGGAAGAGCAGCUCCACACAGGCAUUCCCACCCCCUUAAGUGAUUUUUGUGUUUCACUUGAUGCCAUUGGUGAGGAACCUUGGUCAUCCUCACAGGGUUACACAGAGGUGUCUGAAGUGUCUGCUGCAGUUUGCUGGGAGGAAGAUGCUGCCACUCACAGGCAACACCACAGACUCGGUCAGAGUGUUCCUGCUGUGUUUGUCUCUGCACGUAAUUUGAGAGGGAGGGAGGCACUGACUUCAUCUUGGUGUCCAACAUUGGGUCACCUGUUGUUACAGGGACAGUUGCAUUUACCAGCACACCCAUCAUGGGCAGUUUAAAUACCCCUGUUUGAAGAAAACCAUUCCCUUCAUGAAUUGCAAGGGUGUGGUGAUUGCUCCAGCAUUUAAGGAAAGUGAAACUUAACAGUAUUCAGGUUGGUGGAGAUUUUGUCAUUUAAUUAACAGUAGUUUUUAAUGAGGUGGGGGCUUGAGUGUGGCCUGCAAGAAAGAGCCAUUUCCUAUUGCCAUGUGUGGCUCAUGGCCACCUGUGGCUGAGGCCAGGCAGGCAGAAGGUCCCUGGCACCAGGGACUUUGUUGUGAGCAACAUUCACUCUGGAGUUUCAGUGUAGGUAAUUGUGUUAGUUUGACAUUUGUAAUCUUAGGUUUUCAGGCUGGCAAGCACUAAACCUUGUCCAGAUGCUUUUUGGACAAAAAUCCAAACCUGAAGUUUCAUCAUGUGGUUUAUUUAAUGUGUUAUACCAAACCCACUUCAGUUCUCUCUUGCAAAAUGGGUUGGGAUUUUUCAGUGUAGUUAUGUGCAAUUUUUGUUGUAGCCCAUGAAAAGAGUAUUUGAAACAAAACAUGUAUAAAGUUCUAUUCUGUGUGUUAAAGCAAAGAAGAGAUGCUUUUUCCUCUUUGGGGCAUUUGUGCUGGAGGAUGUGGGAGGGAUCCACCUCAGUGUUCUGUGCUGCUGCUGUUCCUGCACUGACUCCAUGGUGCCACACUCCAUCCUCAAACCUGGCGAGCCCUGGGCACUGCCUGAGGCUCUGCAAGGUCCCACACUCCAGGUGGAGCAGCCCAGGCACUGGGGAGCCCCUGAUGGCACUGGGGGCCAGGGCAGAGCAGCUGGGGGUUCCCCUUGGAAGGAAAGGCUUUUGUAAAGGCCCUGCCCCCUGCUUAAAUCCACCAGGGACAACUCUGCACAGCACCCAGGCACCUCUCUUGUUCUUGGUAGCAGCAGGAUGGCAAACGGUAUUCUUUCCCCUUUAUGACUAUAAAUGGUUCUUUGAAAAACUGUUUUAGAAACAGAGGACUUGUAAGGUGAAUUUGGACAUCAGAAAAUUCUUUUGUAUAGAUAUUGUGAUGUUCUACAAAGUGAUCUAAUUUUGUUAUUUCUGAAAACAGUGUAAACGUGUAAGUAAUAGAGUAAAGGAUUUUAAAGCUUCAUCCCAUGCUGUAUGUCUGUAAAUACAUUCCAUCAUUUCUGUUACAUAUAAAUGUGUCUGAAUAUUGUAUAUUUUAAGUCGCCUGUAUUCUGCCAGUAGUGUGAACUUCUAGCA
Zonotrichia leucophrys gambelii is the source of this 5768-nucleotide messenger RNA. RefSeq names its product leucine rich repeats and calponin homology domain containing 3 (gene LRCH3). NCBI's taxonomy places the organism in Eukaryota, Metazoa, Chordata, Aves, Passeriformes, Passerellidae. The transcript has 23 exons. The record is from RefSeq and is a predicted model, not a curated record. Gene Ontology annotation, molecular function: protein binding. The coding region runs from base 1 to 2442 and encodes 813 amino acids.